AUGAGACUAAAUCUAGGCUACGAAACCACUCCCAUACUCGGUGACGCCCUCUGCGCGUUCAAUGGAACCGGAUAUCCUCGCUCUGGCAAACCAGUGCCCAUUCCUGAGACAGCGCUGUGCACUUCCGAUUCUUUCACCGGAGAGUCCGACAGCUACGACGAUUCGGACGACGAGGAUGCCAUCGACAGUGACAGCUACUACUCUCCCGCGACCAGCUACUCCGACGAUAAAUUCAAUGUCUCUCGCAAACGCCUAGAAUUCACUAUCUUGGAGUCAGAGCCAGAGCCAGAGCGAGAGCCUGAGGAUCCCCAACACACGGCCCCGACCACAACCACAACUCACCCCGACAACGAGAAAGGGAUCAUCCAAACCAUACCUUCCCUCCCUCUUCCACUUCCCGUUACACCUGUGGACUCCCUCAUCAUGUCCUCAACACUGACUAGUCAGCUUAAACCCACAGUUACCAGCCCCGGUCACCCUCAACCCCCCUGCGUGCCUCAGUUGGGAGUCCGAGAUCCGAAUACCACGGUCCUCGAGAGCUCAAAUUCGAAUGACUGUGUAUCUGAUCCUGCGUUUGCGGUACUGACGUCCAUUCCCACUUAUACUCCCACGCCUGCUCUCGUAAGACCCAGAAUGGCUGAUAAAUGUACCUGGACCCCGACGCCGUUGUAUAGGACUGGGGCGGGCGUUUUGCCGUCUUCCUCCUCGUCUUGGAGCAUUUCUUUGUCUUCUUCUUUGACUUCAUUUUCGGAGGUGGCGAGUUUGAGUUCCAGUUCCACUUCGAGUGUCACUCCGGCGAAGACUUCGGGUGGGAAGGAGGCUGGGGCUGCGGCUUGCUUGGUUCAGAGAACCAGCUUUGUGGUGUUGGUGGGGUGGGUGCUUUGUUUGGGGGUUUUGUUGGGAUGGGUUUGA
This is a messenger RNA of Aspergillus melleus, 912 nucleotides long. RefSeq lists its product as uncharacterized. The coding region runs from base 1 to 912 and encodes 303 amino acids. NCBI's taxonomy places the organism in Eukaryota, Fungi, Ascomycota, Eurotiomycetes, Eurotiales, Aspergillaceae. The transcript has a single exon. The record is from RefSeq and is a predicted model, not a curated record.